CAGUGAAGGCAUUCUAAGGGAUGGAGGGCAGGGCUUAGGGAGGGGAGGCGGUCAGAGUCCUUGAGCCUGGCCCUGGGUGUGAUUGGAGGAAAGGGCUUGAUCCUCCUGAGGGCCUCAGGGCCUGGAUAGGGUGGUGCUCUUGGGACUAGGAAGAGCCUUCCUGAGUGGGCUGGUGGGAAGCGGUAAGUCUUUGAACUGCAGUCUCUCUGCCUUCCAGAAGCCUGCUCUGUGCUUGCAGAUCCCAGAUUGAGAGAGCAUGGCCCCUGGGAUCAGCAGACCCCCAGCCCAGGAGACAGUGACAUUCAAGGAUGUGGCUGUGGACUUCACCCAGGAGGAGUGGGGCCUCUUGGACCCCCCUCAGAAGGAGCUGUACAAGGAGGUCAUGCUGGAGAAUGCCUGGAACCUGCUCUCCCUGGGGCUUCCUGUUCCCAGAGAAGAUGUGAUCUCUUAUUUUGAGCAAAGGGAAACACCAUGGAUGCUGGAGCAAGCAGGCCUGAGGCGCUGCUGUGCAGGUGAGAUAAGGCUUGAAAUAAAAGAGGCUCCUGCAAUGAUAAGCCUUUCUAUGGAAGAAACUCACCAGCAAAGAUGGAUGAAUAAUGGUCCCUCUGACUUUUCUAGGAGAGAAAUCUGUGCUGUACAUCAGAGAAACCACACUGGGAAGAAACCAUUUGAAUGUAAUCAGUGUGCAAAGACUUUCAAAUUGAGGUCCAGUCUUGUUAGACAUCAGAGAACCCACUCUGGAGAGAAACCUUAUGAAUGUGAUCAGUGUAGAAAGAGUUUCACAUGCAAGUCCUAUCUUGUUAGCCAUCAGAGAAUCCAUACUGGAGAGAAACCUUAUGAAUGUAAUCAGUGUGGUAAGACAUUCAGAAUCAAAUACAAGUUCAAGCAACAUCAGAGAAUCCACACUGGGGAGAAACCAUUUGAAUGUAAUCAGUGUGGUAAGACAUUCAGAAGGAGAUACAGGUUCACUGAACAUCAGAGUGUUCACACUGGGGAGAAACCUCAUGAAUGUAACCAGUGUGGAAAGACUUUCACAUACAAAUCCUUUCUUAUUAGACAUCAGAGAGUCCACACUGAAGAGAAAUCCUUUGAAUGUAGUCAGUGUAGAAAGACUUUCAGAUGGAGGUCCCAGCUUGUUAACCAUCAGAGAAUCCACACUGGAGAGAAACCUUUUGAAUGUAAUCAAUGUGGAAAGACUUUCACAUACAAAUCCAUUCUUAUUAGACAUCAGACAAUCCACACUGGAGAGAAACCUCAUGAAUGUAAUCAGUGUGCAAAGACUUUCAGAUGGAGGGCCUAUCUUGUUAAACAUCAGAGAAUCCACACUAAAGAGCAAUCCUUUGAAUGUAACCAAUGUGGAAAGACUUUCAGAUGCAAGUACAAUCUUGUUAACCAUCAGAGAAUCCACACUGGAGAGAAACCUUUUGAAUGUAAUCACUGUGGCAAGACUUUCACAUACAAAUCCAUUCUUAUUAGACAUCAGACAAUCCACACUGGAGAAAAACCUUUUGAAUGUAAUCACUGUGGCAAGACUUUCACAUACAAAUCCAUCCUUAUUAGACAUGAGAGAAUUCACACUAGAGAGAAACGUUUUGAAUGUAAUCAGUGUGCAAAGACUUUCACAUGGAGGUGCCUUCUUGUUAAACAUCAAAGAAUCCACACUGGAGAGAAACCUUUUGAAUGUAAUCAAUGUGGAAAGACAUUCAGAAUCAGAUACAAUCUCAUGCUACAUCAGAGAAUCCACACUAGAGAGAAACCUUAUGAAUGUAAUCAGUGUGGAAAGACUUUCAGAUGGAGGUGCCAUCUUGUUAAACAUCAGAGAAUCCACACUGGAGAGAAACCUUAUGAAUGUAAUCAGUGUGGAAAGAGUUUCAGAUGCAAGCCCAAUCUUGUUAACCAUCAGAGAAUCCACACUGGAGAGAAACCUUUUGAAUGUAAUCAGUGUGGAAAGACUUUCACAUGGAGGUGCAAUCGUGCUGAACAUCAGAGAAUCCACACUGGAGAAAAACCUUAUGAAUGUAAUCAGUGUGGGAAAAGUUUCAGAUGCAAUUCUAAUCUUAUUAACCACCAGAAAACGCACACUGUAGAGAAACCUUAUGAAUGCAAUUAGUGUGGAAAGACAUUACACAAGUUCACUGAACAUCACAGAAUCCACACUGGGGAGGAAGCUAAUGAAUGUAAUCAGUGUGCAAAUACUUUCAGAUGAAGGUUCUAUCAUAUUAGAAAACCCACAGUGGAGAGAAAUCCAUUGAAAGUAAUUCAUGUGAAAAAAUUUUCACAUCAGAGAAUCCACACUAGGGAGAAACCUUAUGAAUGUGAUCACUGUGGUAAAGUCUUCCUUGUAAAGUUAGCCCUUUUUUCUCAUCAGAGAAUUCAUAGGAAAUAGGAAUCUAAAAACUGAUAUGAAUGAGGAAAGGCCUUGA
Dromiciops gliroides (monito del monte) is the source of this 2423-nucleotide messenger RNA. Its product is annotated as zinc finger protein 883-like. The transcript is spliced from 6 exons. The coding region runs from base 257 to 2110 and encodes 617 amino acids. Gene Ontology annotation, molecular function: DNA-binding transcription repressor activity, RNA polymerase II-specific. Lineage: Eukaryota; Metazoa; Chordata; Mammalia; Microbiotheria; Microbiotheriidae. The record is from RefSeq and is a predicted model, not a curated record. Gene Ontology annotation, biological process: negative regulation of transcription by RNA polymerase II.